Messenger RNA from Podarcis raffonei (Aeolian wall lizard), 2622 nucleotides. RefSeq names its product vomeronasal type-2 receptor 26-like. The transcript has 6 exons. Gene Ontology annotation, molecular function: G protein-coupled receptor activity. Bases 1 to 2622 code for a protein of 873 amino acids. Gene Ontology annotation, biological process: G protein-coupled receptor signaling pathway. Gene Ontology annotation, cellular component: membrane. Lineage: Eukaryota; Metazoa; Chordata; Lepidosauria; Squamata; Lacertidae. The record is from RefSeq and is a predicted model, not a curated record.
AUGGUGAAGCUCUUGAUGCUGCUGAUGCUGCCUCACACAAUGUGUGAAGUCAGGACAAUGAAGUGCCCUGCAGCUGAUCCAAUCCUUGUGCCCCAUGAAUGGGGUCAAGUAGGAGACCUCUUCAUUGGUGGGAUUGUAAGUCAGACCACCUACCUUUUUGAAGAAGUUUUAUUCAAGGAACAUCCUUCUCAAGAGCUGUUUGACAUUCCACAAAUAAAAAUCAAGUUCUAUCAGAACAUCCUGGCCUUGGUGUUUGCGAUAAAAGAGAUCAAUGACAAUCCGAAGAUCUUGCCCAAUGUCACCCUUGGUUUCCACAUCUAUGACAGCUAUUUUAAUGAGAGAAUGACCUAUCGAACCACAUUGGACCUUCUCUUCAAAUGGCAAAGAUUUGUCCCCAACUACAAAUGUGACACUCAGAAAAACCUCAUGGCUGUGAUUGGGGGACUUACUUCUGAAAUCUCUAUCCAAAUGGAAAGUGUCUUAAGUCUCUACAGGAUUCCACAGGUCACCUAUGGCGCAUUUGCUUCAGAGGAGAGUCAAUCAAUGCAGAAGUCUUUUUAUACCAUGGUCCCAAAUGAAGACCUUGAAUAUGCAGGGAUUAUCCGGUUACUUCAGUACUUCAGAUGGAAGUGGGUGGGGCUCUUUGUUGCCAAAUAUGACAGCGGAGAACAUUUUUUGAAGAUCAUGGAGCCAUUGUUUUCCCAGAAUGGAAUCUGUUCAGCCUUCACAAAAAGAAUCCCACUUCAAGCUCAUAUAGAAGAUCUGGAUAAAAUAUCUGGUGAAAUUGAAGGUAUUUAUGAAGGUCUCAGAGAUGAAAAGGCCAGUACAGUUAUCCUCUAUGGAGAUGAUGGGGCAACUGCAUGGCUGAGAACAGCUGUCUCAUUCAAACAUAAUAGAAACCUGCAAAACACAUCAUUUGCGAAGGUCUGGAUCAUGACAGCCAAGAUAGAUUUUGUAUCUUUCGGAUUUCAGAGAAACCUGGAUUUUCGGCUAUUCCAAGGUGCCCUUUCCUUUACAAUUCACUCAGAAGAACUUCUAGAGUUCAACCAAUUCCUCCAGAACAUCGAAACACACAGGACCAAAGCAGAUGGCUUUUGGAAGGACUUCUGGGAGCAGGCAUUUGACUGUCUCUGUCCUGAUCCAGGUAUGCCUGUCAAGGAAGAUGGAAUGUGUACUGGAGAGGAGAGGCUAGAAAGUCUCCCUGCAGGUGUUUUUGAAAUGCGCAUGACUGGGCAGAGCUACAGUAUCUAUAAUGCUGCCUAUGCUAUAGCUCACACAUUGCGCGCCAUUUCCUCAACCAGAUCCCCACACAGAACAGUGACCGUUGGUUACAGUGUUGGAUUUCCAUCUCUGCAGCCUUGGCAGAUCAACUCAUUUCUUCAAGGUGUUUCAUUUAACAACUCAGCUGGAGAAACGGUAUCAUUUAAUGAUAACAGGGAAAUGAGAGGAGGGUUUGAUAUCAUGAAUCUGGUCACAUUCCCAAACACGUCUUUCCAGAGAGUGAAAGUUGGAUGGGUGGGUCUCAGUGAUAGAGGAGAUAAAGAGUUAAUCAUCAAUGAGGACAAAAUUCUAUGGCACCAAAGUUUUAACCAGGUGCUUCCCUUUUCUUUGUGCAAUGAACCCUGCCACUCUGGUCAUCAGAAGAAAAGGAAGGAAGGGGAAAAGUUUUGUUGCUAUGAUUGCACUCCAUGCCCAGCGGGGAAGAUUUCAAACCAGACUGAUAUGGAUGCAUGUUCCAAUUGCCCAGAAGAUCAGUAUCCAAACAAGAAGAGAAAUGGAUGCAUCCCCAAAGCAAUAUGUUUUCUGUCCUAUGAAGAACCUUUAGGGAUCAUUUUAGCCUCUGUUUGUAUCUUAUGUUCUUUGAUUACUGCUUUGGUGUUGGCUAUUUUUAUCCAGCACAAGGAUACCCCCAUAGUCAUAGCCAACAACCGAGAGCUUACCUACACUCUCCUGGUCUCCCUCCUGCUCUGCUUCCUCUCCUCUUUGCUUUUCCUCGGCCAACCUGGAAAAGUGACUUGCCUUCUCCAACAACCUGCUUUUGGCAUCAUCUUCUCUGUAGCUGUUUCUUGUGUGUUGGCCAAGACUAUCAUUGUUUCUCUAGCAUUCAUAGCCACAAAGCCAGGAUCUAUGAUGAAGAAAUGGGUGGGAAAGAGACUGGCCCAUUCUAUUGUCCUUUCAGCUUCCCUCAUUCAGGUGGGUAUCUGUACUCUGUGGCUGAUAACAUCUCCCCCCUUCCCUGAUCUAGACAUGAAUUCAGUAGCUGAAGAAACCAUUGCGCAAUGUAACGUUGGGUCUGUCACCAUGUUCUAUUGUGUCUUAGGCUACAUGGGACUCUUGGCCCUCACCAGCUUCAUUGUGGCCUUCCUGGCCCGCAAGUUACCUGACAGUUUUAAUGAAGCCCAGUUCAUCACCUUCAGUAUGUUAGCAUUUUGCAGUGUUUGGAUCUCUUUUGUUCCAACCUACCUGAGCACAAAAGGGAAACACAUGGUGGCUGUGGAGAUCUUCUCCAUCUUGGCCUCCAGUGCUGGGUUACUGGGUUGUAUCUUUUCCCCAAAAUGCUACAUCAUGGUGCUGAGGCCUGAACUGAACAGCAGGGAUCAAUUAAUACGAAGAAAGGAUUAA